AUGUCCGCUGAUCAAUUGACCCGAGCUCAGAACAGUCGCGUGCUCCAGGCCUUCCGCGCUAUCGGUGUUGUUGCCGACGAUGUGCCAAUUUUGUGGUACGGUAUGGGCAAGGCCAGCUUCGCAACAGCGUCACUUGGCAAGUCUUUCGUCGUGUACAACUGCGAUAAGCUCACACCCGUGCUGGUGUCGCCACAGUUACCCAAGCGCAUCGCAGCGCUGGCCGUGCAACCCAAAAAGCACUUGACUUUUACAGCUUGUGGACGUCAAAUCAUCGUGUGGAAGCGCGUGCAACGCGUCAAGACGCUGCUAGGCCACAAGGGAACCAUCAAGCAGAUGAUGACCGUAGGUAACGUCCUCUUCGCCCUCGACGACGAGCAAGAAAUCAAAAUCUGGGACCUCGAUACCAUGGAACUUGUAGACACGCUAAACUUCCCUACAGGCUUCACACCGACCGUGAUGCUGCACCCGGACACGUAUCUGAACAAGAUUCUGGUGGGGUCGGAGCAAGGAGCACUGCAGUUGUGGAAUAUCCGCAAGAUAAAGUGCAUUUACGAGUUCAAAGGAUGGGGGAGCGCUGUCAACGCAAUGGAACAGAGUCCCGCAGUGGACGUCGUGAGUAUCGGACUGGCCGAUGGAAGACUCAUGGUGCACCACUUGCAGCUAGACCAACAGGUGCUGGACUUUAAGCAGGACCAAAAGAGCGGGAUCACAGCCAUGUCGUUCCGUACGGAUGCAGGCGCUUCGACGACUCCCUUGGUGGUGUCGGGGUCGCGAUCCGGUGACAUUGCAGUGUGGAACCUGCAGACUAAACGUCUCGAGUCGGUGAUCCCAGGUGCACACGAUGGUGCGGUAGUCUCGCUGCAGUUCUUGGCGAACGAGCCGUUGUUGCUGUCUUCGGGUACAGAUAACUCCAUCAAGAUGUGGAUUUUCGACCACCUGAACGGCGGCACGGCUCGCCUGCUCAAGUCUCGUGAGGGUCACCGAGCCCCGCCGACGCGUAUUCGUUACUAUGGCAAUAAUACUCUCGCUACGAUGGCGGACGGUGCGGACGGCACGUGCUGUCAGAUCCUGUCGGCCGGUCAGGAUCGCGCCUUCCGUGUGUUCCACACGGCUCGGGAACAGCAGAGCAGAGAGCUUUCCCAAGGUCCAGUACUCAAGAAAGCUCGCAGUUUGAAUGUGCGGUUGGAGGACCUGAAGCUGCCGCCCAUUGUGCAGUUCGCGGCGAUGGAGACGCGUGCUCGCGACUGGGCGAACGUGGUGACGUGCCACGAGAACGAGAUCGCGGCGUAUGUGUGGCGCUUUGAACACCGAGCUAUUGGCAAGAAGGUGCUACGUCAGUUCGACCCGAGCAACCGCGUCCCAUCUGGUAGCGUGGAGGACUUACGUCGUAAGAAGACACAAGCUACAAGUGUCGCUAUCAGCUCCUGUGGCAACUACGCACUAGUGGGAGGUCUGGGUGGUUCAGUCUUCCGAUACAACAUGCAGUCUGGUGAGAAGCGUGGCUCGUACCCUGUAGCAGCGACACCGAAGGCGAAGAUCAUUCGCUCACUGGUACUGCCUGGCUCGGAUCUGUCAGCUCUGCAGAACGAUGAGGCUGAUAAGACGGCUGCGGAUGCUCACGAUGGACCGGUCAGUGCAGUGGCUGUUGACGCGCUGAACGAGACGCUGGUGUCAGCGGGUAUCGACGGCAAGCUCAAGUUCUGGGGCUUCAAGAAGCACGAGCUGCGCUUUGAGAUGGACGUUGGCUCUCCGAUCAGUCAGAUGGAGCUGCAUCGCGACAGUAAUUUGCUCUGCGUGGCGUGCGAUGACCAGGUGCUGCGUCUGUAUGACGUGACGACCCACAAACUUGUACGUCGCUUUGCCGGCCACUUGCACCGUGUCACGGACAUGACGUUCAGCUCGGAUGCGCGGUGGCUCUUCUCGUCUUCAGCUGAUGCCUCGUUGCGUGUGUGGGACAUCCCGACGGGCAAGUGCGUGGACUGGAUGCGUUUCCAGAAGCCUGUGACGGGUCUGGCUGUGUCCCCGACGGGCGAGUUCCUCGCUACUACACACGUGAGCCACGUCGGUAUCUUCUUGUGGGCGAACCGAAGCUUCUUCACCGAGGUCUUCCUGGACUCGGAGCCUACGGAACCCAUCCUCAUGGACAUGCCUGUGUCUCUCAACGAAGUGGAUAACAGCGACCAGCUCGGAUUUGGCACCGAACGUAACCCACAACUGUCCGUGUCAAGUAGCUCGGACCCACUGGACGCGUCGCUGAUUACUCUGUCGACGGCCCCACGUGCGUUCUGGCAGUCUUUGUUCAAUUUGGAGCUGAUCAAAAAGCGUAACAAGCCUAUUGAGCCUCCGAAGGCCCCCGAACAAGCCCCGUUCUUCCUCCAGACAGUACGUAAAGACGAUGUCCACCCGACUUUCGUUCCAGUGGCAUCCGAAGCGAAGAAAGAAACUGAGAAGAAGGACGAGGAGGACGUUGCGAUGGACGGCUGGGGUGCUGGUGAUGAUGAUGAGGCCUGGGGUGACGAUGACGGUGAAGAGCCGGAAGAUGAAGUGGCUGCUCCUAGCUCCCGUAUCGUCAAGACGGAGGGCAUGGUGACUACCCGCUGUAAGCUAGCAACGCUGUUGGCUAAGGCUGUACAGGAGGAGGAAGACGAGGACCACACAGUCUCGCGCUUCAAUGAGGUGGCCAAGUACAUGCAGUCGCUGUCUGCGUCGGCUGUGGACGUCGAGAUGAGCACUCUGUGCAUGGGAGACUUUGACGAGGAGGGGAAGAAGCUGCUCGGUUGGUUCCUGGAUUUCCUACGUGAGGAGAUGCAGACACGUCGUAACUUUCAGGUGCUCCAGGCAUACCUGAACCGGUUUCUGAAGCUGCACGAAGAGCUGUUGGUCGCGGACUCGACAUUGCUGGCGCGGGUGGACGAACUGGGAGCCGUGCAGCAGCAGCAGUGGCAACACUUGCAGAAGUUGCUGCACAACAAUUUGUGUCUGGUGCAGUAUCUCAGUAAGAUCCAGAUGUAG
Messenger RNA from Phytophthora infestans T30-4, 3012 nucleotides. RefSeq lists its product as uncharacterized. NCBI's taxonomy places the organism in Eukaryota, Oomycota, Peronosporomycetes, Peronosporales, Peronosporaceae. The transcript has 2 exons. Gene Ontology annotation, cellular component: Pwp2p-containing subcomplex of 90S preribosome; small-subunit processome. Gene Ontology annotation, molecular function: protein binding. Gene Ontology annotation, biological process: rRNA processing. The coding region runs from base 1 to 3012 and encodes 1003 amino acids. The record is from RefSeq and is a predicted model, not a curated record.